Fraxinus pennsylvanica is the source of this 1881-nucleotide messenger RNA. Lineage: Eukaryota; Viridiplantae; Streptophyta; Magnoliopsida; Lamiales; Oleaceae. The record is from the annotation of a GenBank genome assembly.
AUGGUGGCUACUGUAACGUCAAACUCGAAGCUACCUUCACCAAACCCAAAGCGGACGCCAUUGCUGCCUUCAGAUCCCGGUAAUGGAACUUUGCGCCGGCCAAAAGCACGUGAAGUCACUUCUCGCUACUUGUCUGUACAAAUUUCGCCUUCUUCCAAUUCUUCGUCGUCAAGUUCUAGCACUAGCACGACGUCGUCUUCAAAUACUACCGGAUCAUUGCCGGCAGUCUCGUCGAAAAGGUACCAAUCGCCGGUGGUUAGUAGAGCGGGGGUGACGGCGCCGCGGAAUACAGAGAGGGCGGUGUCUGUGGAUAGGAGGCGGCCGGUGGCUGUGGAGGAAACGCCGUCGAAUGCGGAGAGGAUGCUGGUGACGUCGAUGAGGAGUUUGUCAGUGUCGUUCCAGGGAGAAUCGAUUUCGGUACCAGUGAGUAAGGCGAAGACUGCGGGAGGUGUGGGGACUCCGGGUGGUGAUUUGAGGAAAUUUACGCCGGAAAGGAGGAAGUUGACGCCAGCGUCGCCAGUGAGGUACCAGCGGGAGAGGGAGAAUUCGAGGCCAAGUGAUCAGCAGCAGCACCGCUGGCCGGGGAGAUUACGGAGAGACAAUUCGAGUUUCUUGACCCAAAGUUUAGAUUAUGGCGCCGAGAGAACUAAAUUGAAUGGAUCUGGGACUGCAAGCAAAGAAUUGAGGAAAUCUAUGAUUGAUGACAAUAGUAAAAAUAAGUUUGGUGUUACAUUGAAGCCUGAGAAUUGUAAUUCUGUGGUUAAAAUGACUAAUAAAAUGGAAUUUGGAUCAAAUCUAUCUAUUCCAGUGAAUUCAGAUACUGAGACCGUUUCAUUGGAGAGUAUUGAGAAUGGGAGUAUGGCUCAAUUGAGAGGAGUGCAACGGGGGGUGGUUGUUCCUGCGCGAGUCUGGCAAGAGCCGAAUAGGAUUCAGAAAGUACCAGACCCGUAUUCACCGAGGUCAAAAACGAGUGGAUUGAAUAGAACAACAGGUCCUUCAAAAUUAAUUGGUGCAAACAAAGUUUCGAUUGAGAGUCCUGCAUCAUUUCCUAGGGGAUUUUCACCACUUCAAGGGGGCAUGAGGCCAGCAUCACCGAGUAAGUUGUCUAUGACGACUUCUACUCCAUUGAGGGGGAUUGAUAGUCCGUUGAGAAUAAGAAAUGGAGUGGGGAACGUGUCGAGUGAUAAUAAUGCAAGCAGUAUUUUGUCAAUGAUGACCUUUAUCACUGAUGUGAGGAGAGGAAAGUUGGGGGAGAGUCGGAUUAUUGAUGCACAUGACCUUAGGCUACUGUAUAACCGGCAGUUGCAGUGGCGAUUUGCGAAUGCAAGAGCUGAGAAAUCGCUGUUAGUACAGAAAGAGAUGGCAGAGAGAAGUCUAUAUAAUGCAUGGAUAUCUACUACCAAAAUGCGACGUUCUGUCAAGUUCAAGAGAAUUGAAUUACAAUUAUUGAGACAUAAUCUGAUGCUAUAUUCCAUCCUAAAGGGACAGGAACCAUAUUUAGAAAAAUGGGAUCUGAUCGAUGUAGAUCACAGCAAUGCAGUAUGUGGUGCUAAAGAGGCAUUAGAAGCCAGCAUUAUCCGCCUUCCUGUUGUCGCUGGUGCAAGGGCUAAUGUGCAGAAUGUAGAAGAGGCCAUUUCUUCAGCAGUUGAUGUCAUGCAAACAAUGGCAUCUUCAAUAUGCUCUUUGUUAACAAAGGUUGAGCAGAUGAACUGUUUGGUUUGUGAACUUGCCAACCUAAGCGCAAGAGAGCACAGUUUACUUGAUGAAUGCAAAGAUUCAUUGUCAACAAGAUUCCUACCCUUGCAGGUGAUGCAUUGUAGCCUAAGGAUCCAGUUAUUACAAUUACAACGUGUACAUGCAAGUUCAACAAAGGAACUGUAA